AUGUCGCUUUUCUCAAAGUUUGAAAUCCAUAAACUUCACAAUAUCCCGGAGAUCCAACACAAACGCUUCAGGAGGUGGCUCAUCCAGAGGAGCGGCGCCGACAGCCCUGCUGUGAUUCCGCCGGUGGCCGCCAGGUGGCGGUGUGGUCCCAACUUUGAGCUCGAUACCGUGUGUAGGAGGCUGGAGCUCGACUCCCCCCCGAGACCAGCACACACACCCCCACAGGGAGACCCUGCAGUGGCAUCAGGUGUCAGAAGCUACACAGAGGCCGUUGGACCACAGAACACAGCACACACGCAUGUUUCCAGAGCCAGAGCAUGGCCGGACACAGAAAAGCCCCCAGAACAGAAAGCCCAGCUGGUGUGGAGAGCAGCAGGUCGAGCGGACGGACGUAUACAACAAGUUGGUUCUGAAGAGAGAAGACAUGGUUUGCAGCCUUUUGCUGUUCUGAACAAAGCUGGUGUAGGUCUGCAGAGAAAGUCCGUGAUGAUGUUGGGGGCACCAUCACUGCUGAACGACUACUAUGCAAGUGUUCUCGACUGCAGUUGUGACGGGAUGGUUGCGUUAGCACUUGGCUCUUCUGUCCACCUGUGGAAUUCAGAAACUCAUGAGGUGGUCGGACAUUUGGAGCCGAAUCCAGACGCGAGCCGACCUCACCGCCAGGCCCCGUCCGUCUCCUGCCUGUGCUGGAGCAGAGACGGCAGAGUUCUGUGCAUCGGAAACAGGCGAGGGGGGAUGCAGGUAACUUCUCUGGAGAUGCGGUUGUGGGAUGUUGACCACAAGCAGAGCAUAAGAUAUCUCCAUUCACACCUGUCUUCGGUGGGGGCCCUUUCCUGGAAACAGCAGUUACUCACCAGUGGCUCUGCUCUGGGACACAUCCACCACCUGGACCCCCGGGCUCCUGCACCGGUGAUAGGCGUAGCCUCCCAGAAGGGGGGGGUCUGCAACCUGCAGUGGUCCCCUGGAGACGACUGGCUGGCCAGCGGCUCACCGGAGGGUCUUCUCCAUAUCUGGGAUAGUGACAUCACGGGGCCCAAAGGGCCACAACAGCCGAUUAUGACCAUGGAACAACCCAGUGCUGUUAAGGCGUUGGGAUGGUGUCCGUGGCAGAGAGAGGUGAUUGCUACUGGAGGAGGAUGGAAAGACGGUGAACUGAGAGUCUGGGACACACGAUCAGGCUCUUGUUUGACGUCUGUGAACACAAACUCACAGAUUUGUUCCCUGCGAUGGGCUGAAAAGAAGAGAUAUCUUGUCACAGGCCACGGCCUUCCUCAUCACCAAGUCACCUCCUGGGCGUGGGAGUUUCCCUCGCUCAGGCGGAUCCACCAGCUCACAGGUCACUCUCAUCGAGUUCUGCACUUGGCAAUAAACCCCGACAACAGUCACGUCUUCUCUGCUGCAGCUGACCAGCGCCUUCACGUCUGGGAUCUGUAGUUACAAACAACGCCGCUAUCUGAUCGGA
Molecule: messenger RNA, 1462 nt
Organism: Cololabis saira (Pacific saury)
Lineage: Eukaryota; Metazoa; Chordata; Actinopteri; Beloniformes; Belonidae
Product: cell division cycle protein 20 homolog B-like
Exons: 11
Coding region: 1-1434 (477 amino acids)
Biological process (GO): positive regulation of anaphase-promoting complex-dependent catabolic process; positive regulation of ubiquitin protein ligase activity; anaphase-promoting complex-dependent catabolic process
Cellular component (GO): anaphase-promoting complex
Molecular function (GO): protein binding; anaphase-promoting complex binding; ubiquitin ligase activator activity
Source: RefSeq, a predicted model, not a curated record